Astrephomene gubernaculifera is the source of this 7353-nucleotide messenger RNA. Lineage: Eukaryota; Viridiplantae; Chlorophyta; Chlorophyceae; Chlamydomonadales; Astrephomenaceae. The record is from the annotation of a GenBank genome assembly.
UGUUGCUUUGCAUAUCUUUCUGAAAACUUAUUUUAUAGAUGAAUAGCAGGAAUCGUUAGCUGUGACUUUGUGGGCAAAAUGUGAAGUCCCUAACCGCCAGCAACGUCAAAUAAAGCAUUACAGCACGCUAGCUGCCUUUUCGUACUUAUUAAAAAUGCCGCAGAUGUUCUGUGUUGUCGAUGAGGGAGGUCUAGCCUUGCUGACGCGAGCCCAAGGGGACAUCCAGACUCCAAGCUUUCCAGCGGUGGGACUACUCAGCUCUAUUGCAACAUACACAAACAAGUCGGGGCACGAGCUACGAGUGAUAGCGAGCACCAACGUGCGGGUGAUCUACCGUAGGUUUGACAACCAUUUGCUUUUCGUGCUCGUCACUAGCAACUUACUCCUACAGACGGAGCUCCUGCAGCUUCACCUCCAGACGCUGUUCGAUGCGCUGCUGCUGCUGUUGGGGUCAGCUGCGUUGGUCCUAGACACGACGGCUAAGAUUGACGUCCUGAAAAGGAAGCUGAGAGCUCCGAGCAUCCAGCGUGCCAUGGACUCUCUCAUCGCGGAUGACACGCUGGUACCAUGCAUCCUGUUGCCGGUGCCGCAGCUUGUGGGGUUGCCGCUGCGCGACAAAGCGGUGCUGCAAGGGGCCCUGGCGAAGGUGGUAGCGACGCUGGGAUGCAAGCAUGCGGCGCUGAUCAGCGAAGGGUACUACAUGGCUGCUUCGAACGGUUGGUGGACGCAGCUGUCCCCGCGGGAGCAGAUGCUGAUCCAGCAUUUAGCCACCCAACAAGCCGAAGACCAGGACGGAGAUGCUGCUCCAGAGUUGCCGCUGUAUGUGGGGAAGCGGCAGAACGAGACGCCUCUGCUGCUCCGCUGGCUUUCACUGCAGGACGGUGUUCUGCUGGUGGCUCUGUUUGAGCCUGGGGAGAAGGCCCCUCCACCCUUGCAGGAAUCUGAGAUGCAGCUUCGUUCCCACCUACAGCCCGCGUCCCACACAUUGACGCCGCUCUGGAUGAGUCCUCCCGUUCCCCAGUUCGCAUCCAUCACCUUUGACCUGGCGCUGAUAGUGGAGCACUCGCCGCCUGCAGCCACGCUGUUGUGGGGCCACACCGGAUCCGCCAUGCAGCAGGGGUUCAACCCGCUCAUAUCGCCUACGGUGCGCAAGCAGAUGGACAACCCCACCAGCCCCAUGCUUGCGCGCAUCUCCCACAGGCCCUCAUCCGCGCACCGAGAGGAGUCGGCACCUGUCGGUUCCGAUGGGCUGCAGCUCUUCUUCCGGUCCGCAGUGGACACCCUCAUCUCCUUCCUGCUGCAGGCCUGGCCGCAGAUGCCGCCAGCCCUCCAAGCCGCGCUGCAUGGAUCUCUGCGCCCUGAGGGGCUCAAAGGCCCCGGAUCGGACGCGCAUGGCGGCCAGGUACCGGCCCAGCAGCCCCACGCGCCACCUCAGCGCGAGGGCCGCAGCGGCUCGCCUACUUCACGUCUGGGCAAGGGCUCCGGCAACGCCGCCACGCGUCAGCAACCCAGCAGUGCCGCAGGUACCAGCCGGCUGCAGUCGCUGUUCGGCCGGAGUGGGGGCGGGAGUGCGGCUGCGGCGGAGACUACGUCAGCAGACAUGGGCGGCAGUAGCGGGCUUGGCGGAGGACGUGAUGACGCGGGCCAGUGGGAGCCCGCUGAGCUGGCAGACGUACCGUACGAGGAAGUGCACGCUGUGAUUGAAGGGGCAAGGCUUCUAGCGCUGCUGGAUCGAACGGGGCCCCUGGGUGGAUGUGGGACAAGCCCUGGCAGCAGCGGCGGUGGGGUGGGACCUGACAGCGCCGUGGACGUCUUUAUGGUAUUCCCUCGGCGUAUUGGGCGUGUUGCAGCCCUUGAAGCAGCAACCACGCUACGCGCCACGUUCCUCAUGGCGUACCACGACGACGAUUGAGGGUACUUAUCACAGUGGGCAGCUCCCAUGUAGAAUAACUUUCAUACCUGCAAACGUCUGUAAGCCUGUCCACGAAUGAAAUUAUCGGGAUACCCUACGUGAGGGAGACAUUGAUUGCUUGGAACUGUCGUGUAGGCACGCCUACGAUUAUAUCGCUGCACGGAUUGCUGUGGUGAUUGUAUAAACCCGUUGCCUGCAGGUAUGACGUGCAUUGGGCUUAAGUUCGAGGGGUGCGGUUGUUGGUGGAAAUGCAGUACAUUUCCGUAAUACACCUUCGAGUGAGCGAGCGUUUGCUAGGCACUGGCUAUUCCUGAGGUGAUUUUGUUUCUUUUUGCGUAUCUGUGCCUAGCUUCUUAGCGCUAUGAGCGGUAACGCGUUUACAACAUCCUUGCUAAUUACCAAAGGGAGCGGUUCUUAAUUACUUUCAAGCUGAAAGUGCACCGUUCGGCAACUGGGUGUCACUCUAUAUGACUUUCACGCGCUGCGUGCCCAUGUGGCAUUGCGUUGUAACUAGACAAGGAGUAGGUGCUCUAUUAUGGGCUUAAUAUAACGGCGGACAACAACAUAGAUGUUUAACAUUGGCCAGGAUGGUCGUCGGCCAGGCAGCUCCUCCCUGCCCCAGGUGUCACUCACGGGGUCGGGGCCUGGCAGAGGCAAGUCCUCUCGUAGUGGAACCGCGGGGCAAAGCCAGGGUGGCGUGCCCCGGCCCGGCUACAUCCCUAAAUACUCCGCGGAGACGGCGAACAGCACGGAUGCCAUUAACCAGGACAUCCUUCGGCGUGUGAAAGCCAAGUUCGACAGUGCGGAUAUGGACGGCACGGGACAACUGCAUCCACAGGAGUUCAUAAAGGCCUUCCUGGGCAUCCUGCAAACCGAGGACGGCGGAGAUGCAGAUGCCCUUGCGAAGCUCUUUAUGCGCAUCGACGUCAACAGCGACGGUACGGUGGACUGGGACGAGUUCAGCACCUACAUGCUGCUCGAGAGCCAGGGCAGCGCGCGCGUGCGGGAGUUCGAGAGCACCGUCACCAUGCAGGAGGCGGAGCCCUCCCCGGUGCCCGACAUGCUGGCGCACAAGGACGCCAUGACCCACAUCACGGCCAUGCGGCUGGCCAACGGAGUGGACCGCUACGCAACAUGCGGCAGGGAUGGUACCGUGCGUCUGUGGAACGCCAAGGACCUCAAACACGUCAAGACACUGCACCUGCCGCGGCCCCGCGCGCCGCCGCCCGCACGCGACGGCGCGGAGCGGUUGACGAGCGCGCGCGGGUCGCGACCCGUGAACAGCGGCGGGCUGUGGGCCACCUGCUCCGCCUUCAUGCCGCUCACUCAGAAGCUGGCGGUGGGCUCGUUCAGUCGCUCCAUCCGGAUUUAUGAUCUGGCGUCGUACGAGAUUGCCGGACAGAUCCCAGAGAUCGACUUCGUGCCGCUCUGUCUGGACGUGUGGGUGCCCUCGCGCGCUAAAGACAGCGAACUCAUGGUGGUUGGCGACGGCGGCGGCUGGGUGCGGCUGUUCGAGGUGCGUUCCAGUGCGGGAGGCGGCGCGGGUGCGGAGUCGGACACGGUUGUGGCUGCUGCUGCUGCUGCUGCUGCAAACAGCACCGGCAGCAGCAGCAGCGUGGAGCGGCUGACGGAGAAGCCACGCUGGCGGUACCACCACCACAGCGACUGGGUCAUGGCGGUAAAGUACGUUGCCGACAUGAACUGCGUGCUUGCCGCCUCCCUGGACAAGACCGUCUCCAUCACGGAUGCGGAGGAGCGGGUGCCACUCAAGAAGCUGGAGGGACACCACACCAAGGGAGUGAACGCCGUGGACUGGUCCUCGCUCUACAAGUUCGUGGCCACGGGUUCCCUGGACCGCCGCGUUAUCAUGUGGAACCCCUUCAGCCAGAAGCCGCUGGCGGUGCUGUCCGGCCACAACGCGGCAGUGACGGGCGUGGUUGUGAACGACCGGGACAAUCAGAUCAUAUCGCUGUCCACGGACCACGUGAUCAAGAUCUGGGACAUCCGCAACCACAAGUGCGUGCAGUCGCUGCCGGACCGGGAGCUGCUCACCAUGCCGCAGUCCUCCUCGGAUGAUGCCGUGACGCCGGUGUUGUACGACCCUGAGCGACGGCAGCUGGUCACCGGCUACCUGAGACCCAAGGUGUGGAAGAUGACCACGGCGGGUGCUGGAGCCACGCAGGCGCACUCCGCCGCCGUGACGCGGGUGAUCUACAACUCCAACUUCAGUGAGGCCAUCUCAGCAGACCAUGCGGGCACCGUCAGCGUCUGGCACGUGCCCACCGGUAAGCUGCGCUACCGCUUCCUGCAGUGCCACGGCGACAAGCGCAUCACGGCACUCGCGUUUGAUGCCGCCAAGCGGCGGCUUAUCACCGGCGCCGAGGACGGCGACUGCAAGAUCUGGAACUUCAGCAGCGGCGCCUGUCUGAGCCACCUCCAAAGCAAAACCCACGCUGAAAUCACGGCGCUGGUACCCCUACGCGGCCCCCUCACACGCUACGUCCUUGCCGCCGGUUGGGACCGCCGUAUCACGUUCUACGAGGACAACGCAGCCAAGGCAGUGGGCCCUUCUCGCUCCCUUGCCGGACACAAGGCCGAUAUCCUGGCCAUGGUCGCCCUCGAGGGCAGCAGCACCGUGGUCACUGCCAGCGAUGAUGGGGAGCUAUGGGUGUGGAACAUGGACUCAUGCGCGCCCAAACGACGCAUGGUGGCGCCCGGCACGGCCACCCGACCCGCGAAUGAGCGGGCGGUGGAGGCGCUGGCAUUCCUGGCGGGGUCCGGCGUUGGCAGUCGGUUGCGGGGGGUGCUGGUGGCGGUUGGAGCGGACCGUUGGUUACGGUUGUGGGAUGUGCUGGAUGGGACGUUGCUGGCGGAGAGGUUUACGGGGCACCGGCAGGGGGAGACAGUGCAGGCGCUAGCGCUGGAGGGGAGCAACACGCGGAUUGCGACGGGAGAUAGCGGCGGCAUGAUCAAGGUGUGGGACAUGUCGCGCUACUCCGGCGGCACCCUCACCCAGCCGCAAGCAGCAUCCGUGUUCCGGGAAAUAGCUGUGUGGCGCGGCCACAAGAGCCACGUCACCUCCCUCGACUGGGUGGACUCCAGCAGUCCCAGCAACAGCGCAGGAGGGGGCAGCGGCCUGGGCGGCGGCAUCCCCGGCAGCGGCGGCGGUGGCGGCGUCAGCGCUGGAGGCGGCGGGCCGCAUGGGGGGAGCAUGGGGGGAGGGCAUGCGGGUGGCGGGUUUGCAGGAGGGGUGCAUGGAGGUGGAGGGUUUGGAGGAGGGGCUGGGGGAGGUGGUGUUGCGGCCAGGCGGGGAUUGUUCCUGGUCAGCAGCUCAGCGGAUUGUACGGUGGCGUUGUGGACGGAGAGCGGCGUGCGAGUGGGCACGUUUGGGCAGAACACUUGGGCGCUUGAAGACCGGACUACUUGGGUGGAGCAGAAGACCAUCCCACUUGAUGAGCGAGACAGCUGGAUCAUGGAGGCUUCCCUCAUCAUCCCCAGUUCCGACCCGGCCAUCAGCGGCGCGGGAGACAACGCCCUAGCCAACGCCGCAUCCCUCAACUCAUCCGCGACCCUUGUGGCCGCAACCAUUGCAAACGCGCAAGGACUUGGCUUUGGCGACGGGAUACCCCGGUCCGCAGCCCUCGCCAGGCGGCUAGGAAAUCGAAAAGUCACGACCGCCGCCUCGAUCUCCUCCCGGCCCGACAGCGCGCCUCCCGAGAUUGCACUCGUGUGUGAGGUUUCCAACGCAUUGCGAGCGGAACGUCGUAACUCAGUGCGACGAGCGGCCGGAUCACGUGCACUCUCUUUCGCUGCCCGGAGCUCCGCUGCGACCUCAUUCGCAUCGCAUGUGAUGAGCGGGAUGCCGGCGGCGGCAGCCGCCGCCGCCGCCGCGGCGGCAGUCGCGGCGGUUGAGACUGACGGAGGAGCAGCAGCCACAUCGACUGGCGACGGGGGCCCAGGUAGAGCGGCUGGGAGCCAUAGCGUCAGCUACGGCGGCGCCUUUUACGCGGACGGCUCUUCAGCCUUCGCGCAAUCGCACUUGCUGACCGCUGACGGCGGUGAGAGCGAGCAGGAGAGCACUGACAUGGGCGAGAUGAGCAGCAGCAGCAGCAGUGAGGACCAUGCGAGUGACACGGAGGUACCGACGGCGCUGUGGUUGCAUGAUUUUGACGCGGCGCGGCACAGACGGCUGCUGACGACGCCCGGGAACACGAGAGACGGCGGCGGCGGUUGGUCCAGUGGGUCCAAGGCGUACGGGCCGGGCGGGAGAGCGGGCGUGGCGCACUUGCUAAAGGUUUCGGAGCUCGCCAUGCUUCAGGAGCGGCCCCCGCCUACCGUCAUGAGCAGUCGCCGCGGUGUGGCCACAGCAGCCGGCGUGCUCACCAAGUCCUCCGAGAUCUCACCCAUGCGGCUGCGAACUCCUGGAUCAGCUUCGCGUAAACGGUAGCGCUGUUGCAAAGUGACUGGUGGCACAAGGUGUACUUAAGCUGGUUUGCGGCAAGCCACGAUGUGGAUGCGUUGCGAAGGCCUUGACGAGCAGGGUUGGACGCUAUGCUUGAGCGUGCGUUGGAACUUGGAAGAGUGUUUUACUGAAGGGGAGCGAUUAAUGAGUGGCAUGGACAUGGCCUGUAAUCUUGGAUGUGGUCUUGUAUCCCUUGGCCAUGGGCUGUACAGUGACCCGUCUUACCUUAAUGUGCACCUGUACGCAAUGCUGACUACACACCUUGUGGGUGCGGACUUGGAGCUCCAUACUUGGAAGGCAAACUGACUGGUCGGCGUACCGGGUGUAGCCGGUGUACUAUCAGUUAUACUAGUUCGAGUCCUUCGAGGUAUGACGUGAGUAAGGGUUUGCAGUGAAAACCCUUGCAGUCGUCGACAUGUACGAGUGAAAGCAUGCAAUAGUAAAUUAGUAUCUGCAGGUGACUGGGUGCAGCCGACGUUAUCCCUCUGGUGGCUAAAAAAUGGCACAUGGCUGCCUGACUGGACGUCACUGCUGUCUAAACGGUACGGCGCGUUUCUUGAGCGCGCUGCCUUCUAAUCCAGGGACGCUGAGUUUGGGCGUGGUAGGCCUUGAGCCAGACGGCCUUUGACGGCCCCAUGUCUUAGACGAGCUUAAAUGGACAGCGGACAGUAUUGUUCCAGAACAUAUGCCGUCUACCUGGCUUGCAAGAGCACGUUAACACAUGGGCCCGGGUAGUUCCCGCUUGUAUCACCCACACCAUAUCGACACACCCAAUGUACGAGUAGAGCAUCUAAAGCAAGCAUAGAAGUGGUAAAUUUAAACGGCAGCAGUCACUGGUGGGGUGGCAUGGUGCCUUCCAGGCAACUAAGCGCCAUCCUUCCCACCAUAAUCCCUGUGGCAAAGCAACAAGACAGCAACAUGAUUGUGCACGACUGGUAGGUAUCUUGGGGCUGCACCUGCAGCAUUGGCUGGGCCGGCC